This is a messenger RNA of Oncorhynchus kisutch (coho salmon), 2130 nucleotides long. It is a transcript of the gene cpox, whose product is annotated as coproporphyrinogen oxidase. Gene Ontology annotation, molecular function: coproporphyrinogen oxidase activity. The record is from RefSeq and is a predicted model, not a curated record. The transcript has 7 exons. Bases 238 to 1587 code for a protein of 449 amino acids. Lineage: Eukaryota; Metazoa; Chordata; Actinopteri; Salmoniformes; Salmonidae. Gene Ontology annotation, cellular component: cytoplasm.
UGGCUUGUGGGUCUUGCUGUUUGCUGCAAUUCACUAUCAGUUAAACAAGCCUGCAACGUCUCAUCGGGAAACAACAUUCCCCAUGCUUCAUCGCUCGGUUCAAAGCAAGUACACCCCCACCCCCGGACCUGUCUGCCUGCACGUCUGUCAACUUGUGAUAGUAUUUUUCCGUUUUUGCUAGAUGUCUACCAAUUUGUACCUUUUACACUGAGACGAUAGCUAGAUCAUUUACUACUCAUGUCUACCAUCGUUCUUUAUUCCAUAAACAGAACGGCGCAAACCACCGUGAGACAAUGUUUGAUUCCUUAUUCAAAGGGAGCUUCCAGAGUCGACUCGCACCUUUCUGUCUUCCUUAAAACUUCAGUCCGCAGGUUAACUUCGCUUCCGAGAGUGAGAUGGGUUCCCAACUCUACUGGAGUGCGGUUCAUGUCCCUCGGGACAGCAGGCAGAACUGCACCCGGGCGAACCAGGAGAGGCGCAGUGCUUGUAGCUGGAGCAGCAGCGACAGUGGCGGGGUUUGUGGCCAGCGCUACUCACUUUCAGCGAGCUGAAAUGGCAUCGGUGAUCCCCAAAACCGAGGAGGAGGACACGGAGAUAGCGGAGAAAUGCAAGACAUUCAUGUCUCCGCCGUGUACCGAUGUCAAAGUUCUGCAGCAGAGGAAAGAAGAGAUGUGCACGAGGAUGGAGAUGCUGAUCAUGGAGACGCAGGCGGAGUUCUGCAGAGCGCUCGAGGAGGUGGACGGCGGCAAGUUCAAAGUAGACCGAUGGGAACGGAAAGAAGGUGGCGGGGGCAUCAGCUGUGUGCUGCAGGAUGGGAGGGUGUUUGAGAAGGCGGGGGUCAACGUGUCCGUGGUGUUUGGGAACCUGACCGAGGAGGCCGCCAAGCAGAUGCGCAGCAGAGGGAAGGUCCUCAAAGGAAAAGAUGGCAAGCUGCCGUUCUGUGCCAUGGGGGUGAGCUCCGUCAUCCACCCCACGAACCCCCACAUUCCCACAGUGCACUUCAACUACAGAUACUUUGAGAUAGAAGAAGGAGACGGUACUAAACAGUGGUGGUUUGGUGGGGGUACAGACCUGACUCCUACCUAUGUCAAUAAGGAGGAUGGUGCUCACUUUCACAACAGUCUGAAGGAGGCCUGUGACAAACAUCACCCUCAGUACUACCCCGACUUCAAGAAGUGGUGUGACCGGUACUUCUACAUCCCCCAUCGUGGCGAGACGCGGGGAAUCGGUGGCAUCUUCUUUGACGACCUGGACUCUCCCAGCCAGGAGGAGGCGUUCAGCUUCGUUAAGAGCUGUGCCCACACCGUGGUGCCCUGUUACCUGCCCAUUGUCCAGAAACACCUUAAUGACCCCUUCAGCCCAGAGGAGAAGGACUGGCAGCAGGUGCGAAGAGGAAGGUAUGUGGAGUUUAACCUGGUGUAUGACAGAGGGGUGAAGUUUGGACUGGCCACGCCAGGCUCCAGGAUCGAGAGCAUCCUCAUGUCCUUGCCUCUCACAGCCAAGUGGGAGUACAUGCAUGAGCCUCCUAAAGGCACCCUGGAGGCCGAUAUGCUGGAGGUGUUACAAAACCCCAAGGAGUGGGUCUGACACGGACAUUAACAUGGCAAUAACAUCCUGACUCGGCCUGUUGAUGACUGGAACAGGUGUCCGUCCCCUUUCGACUGCAGAUCAUUGCUUUUUCUCAUUGGUCAACUCAACUGCAAACUCUUCACAGAUACUAUUAGCUAUAGUGUUCACUGGAAAAACUCUCUUAUUGCUUUUACACUUUGUUUUAAUAAUGUCUGUCAGAUAAGCCUUGUUACCACUGCCUGAAUUGCUUUAUCAUGGAUGUCUUUUCCUUUUUGGAUCGAUUGCUUCAUCUGUUUUGUCUCUCAGUGCCCUCUGGUUGUUAGCCCUAACCCAGGAUGUUUGUCUCUCAGUGCCCUCUGGUUGUGUUCACCAGGCAGUCUAGGCACCAAACAGAUGGGAGGAAAAACUCUUCUCAUUUUGAGUUUCAAACUGUUUUCUUCCGUCUGUUCGUGCUGAAUGUGUACAAGAAGAAUGUGUACAAGAGAAAGUGGAUCUGAACCCCUCGGGGUUUGUGGGCUACGCCAUUGAUGUAAACAUAAUUAAAGAUGUUUUAAUAUCCUA